AUGGCGAACCAUCGGGGAGGCAUGUGGCUAUCGGUGUCGCUGCUGUGCUGCUGCCUGGCUGCCGCGGCGGCAUCAGAGGACCGCGCGGCCGACGAGGAAUACAUUCGUGCCGCAAAGGCCAACCCCUACGAAGCUUUCCGUCGCUGGGCGGAGGAGCACGGCAGGCCGUACCUCGAAGGCACGGAGGAGCACUCAUCGCGGUUCAAGAUCUGGCUGGCCAACCUGGAGUACAUUGUGGAGUACAACCCCCGUCACGAGAGCCACUGGCUGGCUAUGAAUGGGAUGGCAGACAAGAGUCCUGCUGAGUACAAGCAGCUUCUGGGCACUCGUGUGCCAAAGGAACGGCUGAGAGUGGCAGCUCCUGCAGCUGGUCCAGUUGCCAAGACAAGUGUCGAUGCGAUCGACUGGAGACAGUACAACGCUGUGACAGAAGUCAAGAACCAGGAAACGUGUGGUGGCUGCUGGGCAUUUUCAGCCACGGGGUCGAUAGAGGGCAUCAAUGCCAUAGAAACAGGGGAGCUGGUCUCGCUCAGCGAGCAGGAGCUGAUCGACUGCGAAACCACUGACAAAGGGUGUGAGGGGGGUUGGAUGGACGAUGCCUUUGCUUGGGUCAUACAGAACCAUGGCAUCACCCUGGAGAAAGACUAUCAAUUCAAGGCAGUCGAUGAACGUUGCAAUGUGAGGAAGGAACAUGAACACUUUGUGACCAUCGAUGGCUAUGGUGACAUUCCAAAGAGCGAGGAUCUGAUGUUCCAAUAUGCAGCCAAACAGCCUGUCAGCAUUGCCAUUCACUCUGGGGACAGUUCCUUCAUGCUCUAUGGUGGGGGCAUCUACGAUGAGCCCUGUGGCGUGGACCUGGACCAUGGCGUGCUGGUCGUGGGCUACAAUGUCUCUGGGGAGGAGGGCUACUGGAUCGUCAAAAACUCGUGGGGAACCGAUUGGGGCGAGGCUGGCUACAUACGCUUGGCAACAGGCCUCAACAAUGGCCAGGGCCAGUGUGGCAUGGCCCUGGCAGCUUCCUACCCUGAGAAGACUUCGCCCAAUCCACCAGUUCCUGGCCCUGCUGUGGCACCAGCCCCCAUGCCGAUGCCAGGGCCUGAACCCGCUCCUGGACCAUCAUCUCCGCCUGUGCAGUGCGAUUCCGAGACGGAGUGCCCAAGCACUGAUACGUGCUGCUGUGUGAUGUCGAUCUUUAACAUGUGCUUUGAGUGGGGCUGCUGCCCUUAUGCGGAUGCGACCUGCUGCGAAGACGAGGUGCACUGCUGCCCACCUGAGUUCCCAGUGUGCGAUCCAGACAAUGGUGACUGUAAGAAGACAGCGACGUCUUUGGAAAGCGUGCCCUGGGCAACAAAGACCAAGGCGAUGCCAAUCGGCGAUGGCUUGAAUGAGCUACCACACAGCGAGGACGCUGUUGCCAGGUCAAGUCCCGUUGGUGGGCAGUUCACAGAGACUUAA
Ostreobium quekettii is the source of this 1455-nucleotide messenger RNA. The record is from the annotation of a GenBank genome assembly. NCBI's taxonomy places the organism in Eukaryota, Viridiplantae, Chlorophyta, Ulvophyceae, Bryopsidales, Ostreobiaceae.